CUCAGGGGAAGACUGCGAGAAACAUGGGAGUAGGUGUGUGUGGGUGGAGGCAGUUUUGGGAUGGGCUUAAGGUGCCACACAUUCCCCAACAAGAAUGAUCUGAAGAGUGAGCCCAGUCUGGCAUCGCCCAAACGAGCAGCGCACCCGUGAUCCGAACAGACUUCACCAGCAGCAGCAACAUGAGUGAAUCAGCAGAAGCUUUGGCUGCUAACCUCAAAAGCCGGAGAAAUGUCACCAUUGAGAUCACCAACCUCUCCAGCAUCUAUUGCCUCAUUGACCCAAAGGUUUACCUGGACAAUGGCCACGUCCACAGCCCACCCCAGCCCACUGUGCGCUCUAUGAAAACUGAAGUGUGCAAUUUCACCAAGGGCAGCGGCAAAGCCUCCGGCGCAGUGGGCGUCCUGACCUACAACCUGUAUCAUCAGCAACAUGGUGUCACAGAGAAAAUGGCGAUAAUGUUCUCUGUGCCCUACGACUAUAACAUCUACCAAAACUGGGCGGGCUUGGGAAUCUAUGAGAAAGGUCGAGAGUGCAAUGAGGCGCUGUACAAAGAGAUGUACUACGAUAAAGACCAGAAGUGUUUUCUGAGGGAUGAUGCCAAAGGCAAUGGCUUCACAUAUGUGGAGGACAAGCUUACCUCCAUCAGGGCAAAGUAUGCGUCCUCGGUGUGCAGUGUGAACUAUCAUGUAGUGUGUUCAUGCAUCCCAGUCUGA
This is a messenger RNA of Epinephelus fuscoguttatus (brown-marbled grouper), 713 nucleotides long. RefSeq lists its product as uncharacterized. Lineage: Eukaryota; Metazoa; Chordata; Actinopteri; Perciformes; Serranidae. The transcript has 3 exons. Bases 180 to 713 code for a protein of 177 amino acids. The record is from RefSeq and is a predicted model, not a curated record. Gene Ontology annotation, cellular component: pore complex. Gene Ontology annotation, biological process: monoatomic cation transport; cytolysis in another organism; pore complex assembly. Gene Ontology annotation, molecular function: channel activity.